Messenger RNA from Phaethon lepturus (White-tailed tropicbird), 714 nucleotides. It is a transcript of the gene SUPT3H, whose product is annotated as suppressor of Ty 3 homolog (S. cerevisiae). The record is from RefSeq and is a predicted model, not a curated record. Gene Ontology annotation, biological process: transcription by RNA polymerase II. Gene Ontology annotation, molecular function: transcription coactivator activity. The annotation marks the transcript as partial. The transcript is spliced from 6 exons. Lineage: Eukaryota; Metazoa; Chordata; Aves; Phaethontiformes; Phaethontidae.
AUGAAGAGGUCUUUAGCAAAGGAAAUCAGGAAAUCACGCCACAAUAUGAACAUGCAAGCAGUUUGGGAUGCCAACAUCUUCAUUGUUGCCAAACACAGGGUUGUCCAGCCGUGCCACAGAGCGGAAAGACAAACACGGAUGAUGGACUCGGUCCAGUAUGCGGAAUUUUGUGAAAGUCGGCAGUUGAGUUUCUCAAAGAAAGCCUCCAAGUUUCGUGACUGGUUGGAUUGUAGCAGUAUGGAAAUAAAGCCAAAUGCAGUUGCAAUGGAGAUUUUGGCGUAUUUAGCGUAUGAGACCGUGGCACAGUUGGUGGACUUGGCCCUGUUGGUUAAGCAGGACAUGGCUCCCAAAGCUGGUGACCCAUUCAGUCACGCCAUAUCUGCCACCUUCAUACAGUAUCACAACUCUACUGAGCCACAUCUCUUAGGACAAUCUACAAGCAUGAAGACCAGUCUUGACUCUCCUGAAAACACACCACCUCCUACACCCACACCCCCAGCAUCAGCAGGACAGCAACAUCUUGGGAAAACCCCAUCAGGAGCCCUGGGGAAUGGUGGAAUUGGACAGGACUCUACCAAAUCCAAACAAAGGAAAAGAAAAAAGAGCACUGCAGCCUGUGGUAUAGAGGCUCAAAGCGAUGCCAUCCAGCCCAGCCACAUCAGAGAGGCGAUUCGACGCUACGGCCACAAGAUUGGCCCCCUUUCCCCAUUCACA